Messenger RNA from Neurospora tetraspora, 1128 nucleotides. RefSeq lists its product as uncharacterized. The transcript has a single exon. The record is from RefSeq and is a predicted model, not a curated record. NCBI's taxonomy places the organism in Eukaryota, Fungi, Ascomycota, Sordariomycetes, Sordariales, Sordariaceae. Gene Ontology annotation, molecular function: 4-hydroxy-tetrahydrodipicolinate synthase activity. The coding region runs from base 1 to 1128 and encodes 375 amino acids.
AUGACCCCCCCAGUCGACAUUCAAUACCACAACCACAACAACAACCCGGCCCCCCCUGUCCCAGCCUCCGGUAUCUGGGUCCCCACCAUAACCCUCUUCGACCCCAAACUCGACACCGUCGACCUCCAGGCCCAAGCUAAGUACUUCCGCUAUCUCUCCUCCCCAAAAAUCGGUCUCGCGGGGUUUUUAGUCCUCGGCACCAACGCCGAGACCUUCCUCCUCACUCGCCAGGAACGUUACGACCUGCUCUACUGCGCCCGCACCUCCGUCCCCCCUGGGUUUCCCAUCAUGGCGGGCGUGUCGGGCCACAGCACGGCGCAAGUGCAGGGUUAUAUUGCCGAUGCCGUUGAGGCCGGAGCGGAUUACGUGCUUGUGCUACCGCCAGGGUAUUUUGGACCGAAGGGACCACGGGGAGGGGAAGAAAUGAUCGAGAAUUUUUUUGAUGACAUUGCGAAGUUUUCAAAGUUGCCGGUGCUGAUAGAGAAUUUCCCGGCGGUGUGUAAUGGGAUCGAUCUCAGCAGUGAGCUGAUAAUCAAACUGGCGAAUCGGCACAAGGGCAAGAUUGUGGGGACCAACUUGAUGUGCGGGAGCGUGGGGAAGAUUACGCGGUUGGCGAAGGAGUUCAGCCCCUGGAAAAAGGAGUUUGCGAUUUUUAGGGGGCAGAGUGACUACUUGAUUGGCGGGUUGGCGGCGGGUUCGAGCGGGUGUAUUGCGGCUUUUGCGAAUGUGUUGCCUUGGGCGACGGUGCUGAACUAUAACGACUGGGUGACGGGGGAGGAGAAGAAUAUUCAGAAAGACAGGGAGGCCGCACUGCGGAGGAGUGGCAUCCUGGCUAAGGUGGAGGAACUUCUUAAGGCUGAUGGGAUUGCCGCGGUCAAGUUUGCUGCUAGCUUGUAUACGGGGUGGAGGGCAGGUGUGGUCAAGGGGGAUGGAAAGUAUCCUUUGUCGAGGAACGGUUAUAAGGGUAUGGAGCUGUUUAAGCCGAGGAAGCCGUAUCCGGAUAUCAGCCUGGAGACAAAGCAGAAGAUUUGGGUGGCGGUUAACUGGGCGUUUGGGAUGGAGAGGGAUCCUAUUGCGGAUGGGGAUUUGUUGGACCGAGAAAAGGCUGAGAAGAUCCGAAGGUCGUGA